Messenger RNA from Arachis ipaensis, 1356 nucleotides. NCBI's taxonomy places the organism in Eukaryota, Viridiplantae, Streptophyta, Magnoliopsida, Fabales, Fabaceae. The record is from RefSeq and is a predicted model, not a curated record.
AUGGUCUCUACCGUUGCAUUAAUAGGCAGUGAUCAGCCACUUGCCAUGACCCUUCAAACAAAAUUAGGAUUUGCGUUUUCAUCAGUCAUAAUAGCCAUUUCAUCUGCCUCAACUUUCACAAUAGGUUCAUCUGCCUCAGCUUUGACAAUCGGUUCAUCACCAUCGGGGUUGCCAGGGAUGAAAAUACCACUAGGGGCGUGCGCGUCGUCAGAUGGGGAUGUGGUUGAAUUGGAAGAAAGUUUGGACGGCGCCGGAGGAAUGUCUGACAAUUAUGCGGACGAUGAGUUUUACGCUGUUGAUUCCGGCGAGUCGCUAGCAAUAUGCAAAGCACCAUGGCUUCGGCGCGAGACGUUCCAGAAGGAAAAACGCGGCGAAGUAAGGAUACGGCAGGAGUUCGUGUGCCACCGACAAGGGUACCGAUCCCCGAAGUUCUCCUUGAUGCCUAACCGGAAAAAGAGGCCGAGGGCCGAGACACGGUGUGGAUGCCCUGCAAGGAUGCUACUCCGCAUGGACAAUGAAUCAGGACGUUGGCACGUUGCGUACUUUUCAGACGCGCAUAACCACAACGUUCUUGAGUUGCGAUUUUCUUCCAUGCUCCCAGGCCAUCGGAGGAUGAGCGAAGCGGACAUCGAGCAGAUGAACGACAUGCGCAAAGGGGGCAUUGGCGUCUCCCAAAUUCACCGAUUUAUGGCGAGCCUAGCCGGCGGGUAUCAUAAUGUCCUGUACACAACAAGGGACAUGCACAAUGUAAAUGCGAAGCAACGAAGGAAGGGUGGCCUAGAUGUGGAAUCGUGCUUAAGGUAUCUCCGAGAGUGCAAGGCAAAUGAUCCAGCACUGUACUACAAGGAAAUUGUUGACGGUGAGGGCGUGUUGCAACAUUUUUUUUGGUGUGACGGCACCAGCCAAAUUGAUUACCAGGUGUUUGGAGACGUGGUUGCAUUUGAUGCAACGUACAAGAAAAACUUUUACCUUUCACCUCUUGUAGUAUUCUCCGGUGUGAAUCACCAUAACCAAAUGGCUGUCUUUGCCGCUGCACUAGUGGCAGACGAGAAAGAAGAGACCUAUGUCUGGCUGCUUCAACAGUUGAAAACUUCAAUGAAAGGGAAGGCUCCCGUGUCCAUAAUAACCGACGGUGACAGGCAAAUGAAGUCUGCGAUCGAGCAAGUUUUUCCAGAGGCUCACCAUCGACUCUGUGCUUGGCAUCUACUCCGAAACGCCACGAGCAACAUCGGAAAGCCUAAAUUCACCAGGAUGUUUAGGGAUUGCAUGCUUGGCGACUACGAGGUCCGAACAUUCCAGAGAAAGUGGUUUGAGAUGGUUGAGAAAUUUGGCGUUGCCGAUAAAAGAUGGAUAUAG